GAGAGAGAGAGAGAGAGAGAGAGAGAGAGAGAGAGAGAGAGAGAGAGAGAGAGAGAGAGAGAGAGAGAGAGAGAGAGAGAGAGAGGUCAGAGAGUCAGAGAGUCUGUGAGUCCUUCUGUUCAGCUCAGUUUCCUUCGACAGCGGGAGGAGUGAGGGGCGGUGCAGCGCUGCCCAGAGAGGAGGAGAAGGAGGCGGUGGCGUGGCGUGGAGGCAGCUAUGCACCGCGCCCCGCGCCUCCCUGCCCCCGCCUCGCUAGGUGAGCCGGGCAGCCAAGCGCCAGGGCCAUGGCCAUGGGCACCUUGGGGAAGGCGAGAGAAACUCCGGGGAAGCCUCCCCAUGGCUGCAAUGCUGCCCCCAAAGCAAGACUAGAGGUGAAGUCAAGUAACCCUCUCCCCUCUCAACCCAACUUGGCCCAGAUCGCUCAAUUCCGAAUGAUGAUGUCGCUGGGACACUUAGCCAAAGGAGCCAGCCUGGACGAUCUCAUUGAGACGUGCAUCCAGUCUUUUGAUACAGAUGGAAACCUGUGUCGGAGUAACCAGCUGCUACAAGUAAUGCUAACCAUGCACCGUCUUCUCAUCUCCUCUACCGACUUGCUCCAAAAGCUCAUCUCACUAUAUAAGGAUGCUUUGGCCAAGCAUUCACCCAACCUUUGUCUGAAGAUCUGCUAUUUUGUAAGAUAUUGGAUAACAGAAUUCUGGGUCAUGUUUAAAUUGGACGCCAGCUUGACAAACACUAUGGAGGAGUUUCAGGAAUUGGUGAAAGCUAACGGUGAGGAGUUACACUGCCGCCUAAUUGACACAACUCAAAUCAAUGCUCGAGACUGGUCUAGAAAGCUUACUCAAAGGAUAAAGCCCAACACCAGUAAAAAGAGGAAAGUCUCACUUCUCUUUGAUCAUUUGGAGCGAGAGCUGUCUGAGCACCUUACUUAUCUUGAAUUCAAGUCCUUCCGCAGGAUAUCGUUCUCUGAUUAUCAAAAUUACAUUGUGAAUAGCUGUGUGAAAGAGAAUCCCAUGGAACGGUCCAUUGCCUUAUGCAAUGGCAUCUCCCAGUGGGUGCAACUGAUGGUGCUCAGUCGUCCCACUCCACAACUCCGGGCUGAAGUCUUCAUCAAGUUCAUUAAGGUGGCUCAGAAACUCCAUCAGCUGCAGAACUUUAACACUUUGAUGGCCGUGAUCGGAGGAUUGUGUCACAGCUCCAUCUCCAGGCUGAAGGAGACAAGUUCUUAUGUUCCCCAUGAGAUCAGCAAGGUUCUUCAUGAAAUGACUGAGCUACUGUCCUCCUGUAGAAACUAUGACACUACCGGUCGAGCCUAUGGGGAGUGUACCCACUUCAAGAUUCCCAUCCUCGGUGUACACCUCAAGGAUCUGAUCUCCCUGCAUGAGGCCAUGCCUGACUACCUGGAAGGGAAAGUGAAUUUCCACAAGCCUGCCCUCUACAACCACAUCAACGAGCUGGUCCAACUACAGGAGGUAGCACCGCCCCUUGAGGCCAAUAAGGACUUGGUGCACUUGCUGACGUUAUCCCUGGAUCUCUACUACACUGAAGAUGAAAUCUAUGAGCUUUCCUAUGCCCGACCAAGAAAUCACAAAGCCCCUCCUCUAACUCCUUCAAAGCCUCCAGUUGUAGUAGACUGGGCGUCGGGAAUAUCUCCCAAACCUGAUCCAAAGACCAUCAGCAAACACGUGCAGAGGAUGGUGGAUUCAUCAGAAAAUUCUCUUUUCUACUCUUUAUUCCACGUCUGUUUCAAGAACUAUGAUCAUGACCAAGAUGGAUAUAUUUCCCAGGAAGAGUUUUGAAAAGAUUGCUGCCAGCUUCCCUUCUCCUUUUGUGUGAUGGAUAAAGACAGGGAAGGCUUGAUCAGUCGGGAUGAAAUCACGGCCUACUUCAUGAGGGCCAGUUCAAUCUAUUCCAAGCUGGGCCUUGGCUUUCCUCAUAAUUUCCAGGAAACAACUUACCUAAAGCCCACCUUCUGUGACAACUGUGCUGGAUUUCUCUGGGGAGUGAUAAAGCAAGGUUAUCGGUGCAAAGAUUGUGGGAUGAAUUGCCACAAACAAUGCAAGGAUCUGGUUGUGUUUGAGUGCAAGAAGAGAUCCAAGAGCCCAGCUUUGCCUGCGGAGAACAGCACCUCUGCUGGGCUGGCAUCUACCCUCUGCCCACUAGGAGUCAAAGAUCCACUACAUGGAUCGGAGGAAGGACCUUUCCUAGUGAAUGGGGAGGCAAUGGAACACAACGAGGAGAGCAAAGAUCGGACAAUAAUGCUGAUGGGUGUCUCAGCUCAGAAGAUUUCUGUCCGGCUCAAGCGGGCCAUGGCCCACAAGGGCACACAGACUGAGGCAAUCACUUGGGUUGGCCAUGAAGGCUCUAGCGGAUCGUUCUUGAUGUCUUCUCCAAGAAAGGGAGCCCAGGACACUCUUUAUCUACUGCCCAGCUCCAUGUCUCCCUGUCCCAGCCCAGUCUUGGUCCGUAAGCGGGCCUUUGUGAAGUGGGAGAACAAGGAAUCCAUCACAAAAUCAAAGGAGGACCUCCGACACCUCAGACUCCCCACCUACCAGGAUCUGGAGCAGGAAAUAAAUACUCUGAAGGCAGACAACGAAGUUCUAAGGACUGAACUAAGGUUUGCUCAGAAGAAGAUUGAGUCUCUCCGGCUUGAAAGAAGCAACAACCAUGUCCUGAGCCGUAGUGAACAUCAAGAUUGCUCCUAGCCCUGAAGCUGGGAGAAUGUAGGAGUCAUGUAGACCUCAACUUUCUCCAGAACUAUCAAACACAAAGGAAUAGGGAAAAGCCAGGAUAUUGGGAUUUAGAGAGAGGUAGUACUCUGUUUAAAAUAUACACCUUCUUUUCAACUCCCCCCCAAAAAAUGUUCAUGGAAAAACACACACCCUCAUUCCUUUUCCCAUUCAUUUGAGGAAGAAGUAUGUUCUCAAUGGGGUGUUCUCCAGAGAUGUUCUCCCCAUUCUUCUCCUAGCUGGGGGGGGGGGAGGGGGAGGAGCUAGACAAUACAUGUCAUUCCAUGCAAUAGACAUCUCCUUCCAACACGACCUUCCUCCCCCAGCUCUCAGGGAGUUGAAAGACCUUGACAAGGCUCCCAACUUUUUUUGAAAUCCCGCUUUUAUAACCUCAAAUGAUCUCUAUGUACUUCAGACUAAAUUCUAAACUCAGCCCUAAGAAACCUGUCCUGUGGGACAGAAGCUACUUUACCCGAGAGGACAGAAUUCAUUUUGUCCCACCCAUUCAAUUUGCUUCAAGUCUGCAACAGUAUCCUCUUCCCAUCAGAGUUGAGGAAGAGAAUGUUAGUCUGUCAGUAGACUAGUUUACAUCUCCCUCCUCCAAUCCUGGCACCUUUAAUCUCAGUGAGGCAUUAUGGAUCAUCUCAACACCAUUAUCCCAUGUUUUUGAAGAAGACUGGCCAGUUAUUCUGUCUUUUGGGUGUCCCUAGGUUUCCCAGUAGGGUGGCCAUUGUCCUUUUCUCUCACUCUUCCAAAUCUCACUUCUCCUUCCUCUAUCCCUAGACAUUUCUACCUGAAAGUGAACUCAUUUGUCCUCAUUUAAAGAGCCUAACAAAAUAUCACUAUGUGCAAUUGGGAGGUUAUCUUCUCAUCUCAACUAUCUGGUCUAUAUGAUGAUCAUAAUCAGAACAAAGAUCCUGUCUUCAAACUUCAUGACUGCCCAUUUAUUUGGUGCUUUUAACAUUUAUAAAGCACCAUACACAAUACAAGCAAAGCACGUUUAUCAUUUCUUUUAGAGUAGAAAUGUUAAAGCUAGCAGAACCUAAAAGACUAUCUUUUCCAGUCCUUUUUCAAAGGAAAAGAAAACAAGGCUCAGAUAAAGAAAUGGGUGUUUUUUCAGGAUUACCUGGCUUAUAAAUGGUGAAGACAACUCUGCAGGAUAGGUAGCAUAUGAGUUAUCACCUCCAUUUUAUUUAUGAAAAAAUGAAAUCUCAGAAGUGACUUGUUUUAAGAUUAUAUGCCUAGUAAAAUGGCAGGGCCAGAUACUGUAACUCCUAAGUCCACUGCCAUCAAAUUAAGUCCCUGGGAAUCUAUUACCCUAUCAUAUGGCUUAAGCAUCAGUGGUAGCUGAGAAAAACACAUACAUUAUCUCCAAACAUGUAUUUUUGUAUUUGAUGAGCAUGCAUUAAAGAUGUGUGACACAGCCAACUAACACAUUGGUACAUGCAUUUACAUUGUACUGUAGCUAGAAAGAGUUCCUUUUUUUCUUAACCCCUUCUGUUUAUUCUGCAAUUAAUUCUUAAUUCCGGGAAACCUUUGAAAGUUCAGCUGGUCAUGACAAAAUUCUUUUCUUUUUGUUUCAAUGUAUGUGUUUUGGAGAAAGAUUAUACCCUCUCUUCUUAGUAAAACUGUCUGAGGUAUAAGCUAAUUAGACGAGUAGUUUCGAUAAUAGCUGACAUUGUAAAUAUGUAUACAUUGUGUAUAGAAAAUAUCGUGUCUGCAUGUAGGCUGAGGUUUUUCUUUCCUGUGUAAAAAAUGUGAAUGUGAAAUAUGUACAAUUUUUGGACAUUCCUAUGUUAAUUCCAAACACACCAAGGUAGUCUGAAAUUAGAAAAUAGUAAAAUAUCUUGCACACGGAUUUACACUAUAUUGUCAUUUGUUACAUGCAAAGUAUGGUAUGGUAAAUUUUUAUUAGUCAAUUGUAACACAAUUUGAGUUAAUUACCUUGUCCACCAUCGUGGAAUUAUGCAUCAUUUAACUUAAUUAGCCUGGUUUGUCUGAAAUUGUCGGAUUUGCCAACUUUUGUUUUGGUUCCCUUUCACUCUACCAAAUGAGAAUUUGGCUUCAUCUUUUAUCUUGGGAUGGCUUUCACUUUUAAAUUCUGAAUGGUCAGCUUUCCCAAAGCCAUCCUCACUAACCAGAAGAAACAUUCCCAGAUGACCCCAAACAUUUACUUAGGUACCGUUAAGUUCAUCAGAAGAGAGGUGGCUAAUUUGCCACAAAUUUUCCCAGAACCACUAAGCCCACAGGGGCUUGUUUAUAUAUAUAUAAAUUUUUCUUUUUUUUUUUGUCAUGAAUCCAUACCCCUUUAGUAGUCUGGCUAAAUCAAAAGACCCAUUCUUGGAAUAAUGUUUUAAAAUGAAUAAAAUGAAAUAUGUAAAAUUACUAAAUCAGAAUAGUCAAGCAAAAUAUUCAUUUAAAAAACCAAGUUCACAGACCCCAAGGUAAGAACCACUAUACAAAGAAUGAACAGAGCUUGGCAGGCUUUUUACAUGAACUCUUAUGAAGUUGUGGAAGUUACAGGAUUGAAGUGGAGCAACAAUUUUGUUAAUACCUGCUUUACCACAAUUUAACCACCUCUGGUCUUGUGUGCUUACAGUAGAUGUCUAUUCUCAGAAGUGUUACUGUUAGUAGACAGUCUCAUUUUUCACUGGUACGUGUAACUGUGAUGCACCCUCCCUUGUUGUCAUUUGUAAACCUGUCCAAAGUUGUAUAAUGUAAAAGAACUGACAGAAAAAUCAAAUGUACAGAUUGUAAAGUCUUUUUGAUACCUAAUGUGAGCUUCCUUUGUUUAAUAUUUAUAUGAUAAAAUAUAUUAGGA
This is a messenger RNA of Dromiciops gliroides (monito del monte), 5547 nucleotides long. RefSeq names its product RAS guanyl releasing protein 1 (gene RASGRP1). Lineage: Eukaryota; Metazoa; Chordata; Mammalia; Microbiotheria; Microbiotheriidae. Gene Ontology annotation, molecular function: guanyl-nucleotide exchange factor activity; calcium ion binding. Gene Ontology annotation, biological process: Ras protein signal transduction; positive regulation of GTPase activity. Gene Ontology annotation, cellular component: plasma membrane. The record is from RefSeq and is a predicted model, not a curated record.